Messenger RNA from Podospora anserina S mat+, 1818 nucleotides. RefSeq lists its product as uncharacterized. Lineage: Eukaryota; Fungi; Ascomycota; Sordariomycetes; Sordariales; Podosporaceae. The transcript has 3 exons. The annotation marks the transcript as partial. The record is from RefSeq and is a predicted model, not a curated record.
CAGUAUAGGACGGCGGCGCAGACCAGAAGGGGAAACCGGGCUGGCGUGGUUGAACAUGAUGACUUUGAAGUGUAUUGUUUUUCAGGUCUCCCGGUUCGACAAUGGACACGCGGCGAAGUCAACGUGGCCAUGGGCCCUCCCCCUGACGACGAUCAAAAGGACGAUAUUUGGGCGAUAGAGUUGCCUUUCGGCAUGCCCAAGGAUACAGCACUCUUGCCGCCACAUUCCCAGGAGCUUCUCAGGGCGAUGAGGUCCGGUAGGGUGUAUAAGCGGCCCCCGCCCGAGGACGAGGACGAGGACAUCGAUUUCGGGACCAAGGGCGACAAGAAGGAGCCUGAGGUGGGGAACGAGGGCUUCACUGUCAGAGCGUGGAAGCAGAUGCCGAGGAAUGCAGAGGUCCCCUCAGUCUCCCACUUGGCAAAAAGACACAAGGGCACCAUCACACUGGCGAGUACUGCAAGUGUCGCUCAUAUACCGGGACCGACAAUCACCAGGGCGACUGUGAGGAGGAUCGAUGCGGCAGGCAAUCCGUAUGAGCAGACGAUCACAUUGAGUGAAGGACAGCAAGUCGACGGUGAAAUCAUUCGCACGACGGUAAUGCCUGCACCGGUUGCUGCGGCUGGCGAGGCGCUUGGGCAGCAGGCGACACCCGUCAAACGGAGACCACCGCCGCCUAAGAGGAAGGCCAAGGGGCCGGGCAGAGGAAGGAAGAAGGGAAGCGGGAAGAUUGGUCAGUUGCCUUUGCCUGCCACCAGGUCACAGCAACAAGCAGCUGCUGGGGGCGAGGCUUUGGCUGAAGCCACGGUUGAGGGCGUACUCGGCGAGGGUCCACCAGGGGUUGUCAUUACGUCCGAGGAGAACGGCGAUGCAGCAGGCCAGGACACCGAGAUGGCCGACAACUCGGUCAUUCCUUCCGAUGAGGAGGACGGUGACGAAGGGGACGAAGGCGACGAAGACGGUGAGGAGGAAGGUGGCGACGAAGAAGCCGGCGAUGAAGAGUCAACAGCGACCCCUGAAGUGGGCAACGCUCCAAGUGAUGUCGAGCAGGUUACAGAGCAAGCUCAAGGUCAGGAUCAAGAUCAAGAGAUGCUCGGCUCAGACGCUUCGGAGGUUAUCCGACCAAGCUCGAUUGAGGAACCUGAAGACGAGCAGCUGCCUCGUCGCGCCACCCCCGAAGAGGAGGUCACAGUUUCCAGACCACGGUUCCAACUGGGUCCACAAUUUAACUCUCCCCGCGCGGAAGGCAGUCCCCUCAAGAACGUCAUGGUCGUGUCGCCCACCGAGCCAGCGACCGCGCCUGCUGCUGCCAGCUACCUCGACAUCCAAUCUACUACCGUCUCCAUGGACAUUGACCUUGGAAACACUCAACCAAACAUCCCUCUUCCAUCCUCAUUGGAAAUAUCAGCUACGGUGCAAUCAGAAACAGCCGUUACCUCUGAAACAUCAUCCGCUCCUAAGCCCAGCGCAUCUACGCCCCCAAUGGCAGAUCAACAAGCUUCUGUGCCCGCAGAAUCCAUCUCUGAAGCUCUCACGAUGCCAGAAGAGCAGCCCCCGUUCUCGGCGCAGACAACCGAGCCUGUCACCGCAUCCGAAGCUUCUGUUUCGCUUGAGGUCCCAACGCAAAUCCCAGAGGUCUCUCUCCAGACAUCAGCCUCUCCUACUCUUCCUACUGCUUCCGAACCCCCUCAGGCAUCCGAAGCAGGUAGCCCCGAUCUUUUAGGCAGUCUUGAGGCCGAGCUCGACAGGGAAAUGUCACUCAACAAUCGAUCCCCGCCGCCUGGUGAGCAGGAAAAACCAUCCGCAACAGAAGCCCAGUAG